CUCAAAAUUUAUAUUCAAAUAAGUUUUGUCUUUUGAUAUUUUAAGUAGAAAAAUGAUAAUCAUUACUAAAAAAUUAGCUCAAAAAUCCAAUUUUAUACUUAAUUUUAUAAGACCCUGCACUACCAAAGCAAAUAGACCAAAUCUUCAAGAGGCUUUUGCUAUCACACUCAAAGACAUUUUUUCACCCCAAGAACAUGCUAAGAUAUUGAAAACUUUAAAUGAAUCCAGUCCUGAAGAACUAUCGAGAUUUAAAAUCUCCAAUAUGAGAGUUAGAAGUAUUUGUGAAUGGAAAAAUACGAAAGGCUCUUUCAAAUCACUCAGUGAAGUCUUGGAGGUAGAAGGUUUUGGCACAAAAAUGUUAGAACAAAUUUGUAAAAAUAUUGCCUGCAAUAAUAUUGUCAAACACAUAACAAAAAAAAGAUCUCCACUUGCGAAGAGUUUUUUGUUGCCUGAAAUGGAUUUUGAAUUAUCAACUUCCCUACAAUCUGCUGUAGCAAUCCAUAUAGAACCUACUGGAAUCGGCUGGGCAAGACUAACAAAAACAGGCAAUACUAUAACAAAUUGGAAAUGUCAAAGUUUCUGUUCCUUACCAACAAAAAUGCUGCCAUCAGAUACUUUCAAUUUGGCUGUAAAUUUAUUGGAAGUGACCCCUUCAGCGGAUGCAUAUAUUAUCGAAGCCCCACCAACUUUGGGGCCGCAAAGUCAAACUAAACAAGGAAUCGUGUCCGCCCAUAAUCAUCAAGUGGAGCUGAUAUCGAUGUUGUUAGCUUUAUUAAACACUAGUGCCAAGCAUAAUAAUGGUUUGGAGAAAUCAUUGGAAAAUAAGGUUUUCUUUUUGAGGAGCAAAAUUGCUGCUAGGUUGUUUAGUACUCUAAUUGGUUAUGAAAAAGUCUCAGCGAUAUCAGUAAUAACAGGAAUAGUGAACAAAGAUUCUAAAGUGAUUGAUUCUCUCCCUUGUACACCAAUAGAUUUUGAUCCCAAGUUGAAUCUUGCCUUUUCAAAUCGAAGUUCAUUCGAUAAGGAACUCUUAGCUCAGGCUCUAAUGUUAGUAGCAAGUUUCAUGGAUUUGUGUAUUCAUAGGAAUUCUAAAUGUAUUGAAGCUUUGAAACCUAAAAGGCAUAAAAAAGAUAACUUUGCAGCUGUUCAGGAACUAGGUUAAGUGCGAGGUUGAGUGUUAUUUACAUUGAAUAUAAGAUUCUGUUACAUUGAAAAUAAU
Messenger RNA from Ceutorhynchus assimilis (cabbage seed weevil), 1216 nucleotides. Lineage: Eukaryota; Metazoa; Arthropoda; Insecta; Coleoptera; Curculionidae. The record is from the annotation of a GenBank genome assembly.